Messenger RNA from Parnassius apollo (apollo), 3501 nucleotides. NCBI's taxonomy places the organism in Eukaryota, Metazoa, Arthropoda, Insecta, Lepidoptera, Papilionidae. The record is from the annotation of a GenBank genome assembly.
AUGAACGAUGAUAUUGAGAUGGUCAAAAGUGGAGUAAGCGCUAUAUUCAACACAAUUCUUAAUUCCAAGUCAUCGCAGGUCGCCAACUUUAUUUUAGUUACAUUCAACGAUCCUGAUAUUAAAAUUGCAACUAUUACUACAAAUGAAGAGGGCUUCAGGGACGCUUUAAGUUUAAUUAAAGUUGACGGUGGCGGUGACUGCCCUGAGAUGGCGAUGAAGGGAAUUGAAGAAGCAGUAACAAUGAGUCUACCAGGGUCCUACAUUUAUGUGUUUACAGACGCUUCGGCCAAGGAUCAUAUUGCCUUCCCAAGGGUCAAAAGUAUCGCACAUAAAAAACAAUGCCGGAUAAUUUUCGUACUGACCGGAAUCUGUGGAAGUGAGAGUGAUCCCGCUUAUCGUGUGUAUUAUGAGUUGGCUGAUGCGACUUCAGGACAAGUAUUUCAUUUAGAGAAAAAUGAAGUUAGAAAGAUAUUAGACUACGUAGCUGAGACGGUGAAAAGUCAAAAAACCGAAUUAGCGUCAAAGAAAUUCCCACCUGGCUACGGAAAUACUUUUAACUACACUGUAGAUGAUAAAACGAAGGAUGUGGUUAUAGCUAUAUCAGGAAUGAAACCUAAAGUAGAUGUUACCAAACCCGAUGGAAGUGAAGCAGAAACUGAAGACAUCAUUAAAACUAAAGAAAUUGCAGUUGUUAAAGUUCCGGAUGCAGAGCUGGGAGUUCAUACCGUCAAAGUUGGAAGUGAGAGUGAAACUAAAGCAGUUGUAACUGGAGCAACAACACUAAGCUUUCAACAUGGUUUUUCAGCUUUUAAGCCUACUACAAUAAAAGACACUGUGACAAGACCUAUUUCCGAUAAGAAAUCGUAUUUAUCCAUAGAAUUGUCAAAUAAAGAUAAUGAUGUGAGGCUUAAAUCAGUGGAAAUAUUGGACAUGGAUGAUAAAAUUAUUUUUAAACAACCUUUAUAUAAUGUUGAUAAAGAUUUUUACGUGACCGAACAAAUAGUAUCACCUAACAGCAUGUUUAGGAUCGUGGUAGAGGGCUAUAACACGAAGACAAAUGCACCAAUUAGAAGAGUUUCCUUAACGCCUAUUGAACCACAAAAACUUUUACUUGACAAAACAGUUAAUAGAGCCGCUACUGUUACUAUAGAAGGAGAAAAUACUAGAAAAUUAAAAUACGGCAACACAUUGCAGCUGCAGUGCAAGGUUAAUGGAUACCCACAGCCAAUUGUCACUUGGACAGAUGAGAAAACUGGAGUCACACUGCCUUCAGUGUAUGCCGCAGUUGAUCUACCUUAUGACUACAUAAGUGUUCUCAAUUUAGAAAAAGUAACGACAAAUACUACAUAUGAAUGUCGAGCCGUUAAUGACUAUGGCGAGGACAAGAAAUCAGUUACCGUAGAGGCAGUUACCAAGUUCAUAAUCUUAAAUGUUUCAGAAGAUACGAGUAUAGAUUAUGAAUACAAUGGUAAAUUAUACUGCUUAAUUGAUUCUGAUCCACCGUCACAUGUUAUAUGGUACCACAAUGGAGAAGAAAUGAAAGAAAAUGAUGAUAUAGAAAAAUCGUCUGAUGGAUCUGUUCUCACUAUAAAUACAAUGCAACCAAAAUACGAAGGCAAAUAUACUUGCGAAGUAAGAAAUAAAUUUCAUAGGAAAAUUUUCUUCAUUAACCUUUCUAUGUCUGGUACAGCUUUGCCCAAAAUUGACAAAACUACUACUGAUGUAAAUGUAAAAAGUGGACAAAACGUCGAUAUUAUUUGUAGUGUAAUCGAAGGCAUACCACAACCUUUGGUUCGUUGGUCAUUCAAAAAACUAUUUGAAAAAGUGUUUACUGAAAUCAGUGAAGAAUCAGAUACCCAUCAUAUAGAGAAAACAGAUGCUAGCCAUGCGGGCACAUAUAAAUGUGAGGCGUCUAAUAUUAUUGGAAAAGAUAGUCAUCAAAUCGACUUAAUAGUUGAAUACCCACCAACAAUAAAAUAUGGACGAAAAUUUGUAAACGCUCGUGAAGGUGAAAGAAUAAGAAUAUUAUGUGAAGUUGAUGGAGUUCCUAAACCAGAAGUGAAAUGGACUUUUAAUGGAGCCUUGAUUAAGAAGUCCCUACAUCAACAAAUUUAUCGAGACAAUACUUUAAGUUUUGAAGCUACGAUGUCCACCGCAGGAAGUUAUACAUGUGAAGCUAUUAACAAACUUGGCACUGCUAGUAAAACUACUGAAGUCGUUACGUAUGCACCAGCAAGUAUCGUACCGCCUAUUCAAAGUAGUUUGGAAUCGAUAGUUGGAAAUUCCUUAACACUACCAUGUCAGGCAAGUGGAUAUCCGAAACCAAAAAUAGAGUGGACUUUUAUUAACGAACAUAAAGAUCUAAGGAAAUUGAGCACAAGUGACGCAUCUGGUGCACUUCAUUUAUCACGAGUACAAGUUGAUCAAAGUGGCUUCUAUUUUUGCUUUGCUCGUAAUGCCGGAGGAUCAGCUAAUAUUGCCUAUGAAGUUCAAAUUCUUGCUCCACCCUCCAUUACAUGUUCGUUUUCUGCGAAAACGUUUGCGGUUGUAGUCAACGAUUUAGUGUUGAGAAUUCCAUGUAAUGCAACAGGAAAUCCUAAACCGACGAUAACCUGGGUGAAAAAUGGAUUAAAUAUAGCAGCAGGAACUGAAUGGCAUGAUAUUGAAGAAGAUGGAACACUAGUUAUAAAAAAUAUUGAUGAUUACAACGAUGGCAUGUAUACAUGUGUUGCACAGAAUUCUGUAGGAACUGAUUCAGAAGUUUUUAACAUCAAUGUUUUACCAUAUCCAAAAUCUACUUUGGUUACUAACAGUGUGUAUGUUGAAGUUGAAAAAUCAGCAAGAAUUGAUUGUGAUAUUCCUCAUAAACGAACCGAUAUUCUAAGGUGGUACAAGGGUUCAAAGAUCGUUGCUUCUGGUGAACUGGUUCUUACUAACAUCAAAAUAUCCGAUGAUGGAUUAUACACCUGUCGCGUUAGUACUUUUUCUGGUUCAACUAGCGCAACAAAGCGAGUUAUAGUCGGAUAUAAGCCAAGCUUCAUAACAGAAGAAGAUGAAUAUGUGGAAUUUUUUGAUGGAAGGGAAGCCUAUCUGUCGUGUGCGGCCGAUGGAGACCCAAUGCCAAAGAUUACAUGGAGGCAUAAUGACAAAGAAUUAGAUAAAACUGAAAAUAUAUUAUAUAUUCCUAGCAUGUCCCUUAAUGAUCUGGGUCGAUACUCUUGUGAUGUUAGUAAUAAUUUUGGAACAAUAACUCGUAACUUUGAAAUCAGCACAAAAGGAUGCUUAUUAAAUAUUCAAACGAACACCAGUGAUGUCCCAGAAAUUCUAUCAAUUGAUUUACGGAAUGGUGCGUUAGACAAUAUUGUUCAUAUUCCAAGAGGAGAGUCAAUUCCAUUGUAUUGUCGUAAAGGGAAUAAUGCUAUUGUCAUCAAAAAACCGCAAGGCUUUAUACAAGAUGAAAACAAACGCGAUAACAUCAAGCCCAAAUUGGAUAUGAGAUAA